Molecule: messenger RNA, 849 nt
Organism: Marasmius oreades (fairy-ring Marasmius)
Lineage: Eukaryota; Fungi; Basidiomycota; Agaricomycetes; Agaricales; Marasmiaceae
Exons: 7
Coding region: 1-849 (282 amino acids)
Biological process (GO): ceramide biosynthetic process; ceramide catabolic process
Cellular component (GO): endoplasmic reticulum membrane
Source: RefSeq, a predicted model, not a curated record
AUGGCAGCUUUCGUUUCGCCAGAGAGGAACCUUAGCCAGCCCGGCUUUUUUGGUCCGGUCACCUCGACCUUGGACUGGUGUGAGGCCAACUAUCAGUUUUCGUACUACAUCGCAGAGUUGGCAAACUCUGUUUCGAGUCUAUGGCAUGUAGUGUUUGCGGCAUACAUGACAUUGAAUGCGCGCGAAUCGCUUCCUAGAGUUUUCCGCCUAUCCUUGAUUGGAUUCGCUCUGGUUGGACUUGGAAGUUUUACUUUUCAUGCUACACUGCUCUAUGAAUCCCAAAUGUCUGACGAAAUACCCAUGAUUAUCGUCGUUUCCACGUGUAUAUGGGUCACUUACGACUGUCCUUCUGGCUCUAAAGGAAUGCGGACUGGUCCGUCGGUUUUGUUAUUGUUUAAUGUAUUGUUUGCGUGGAGCUAUUAUCUGUAUCGAAACCCGGUGUACCAUCAGACCGUCUUUGCAUCCCUCGUGCUGUUCCUCACCUACCGAAUGGUUUAUUUGACUCAGUGGUCACCAUACAGUUCCCGUAUUCCUUCUGACAAGUUCGUCGAUACUCGUCGGUUUUACGUUCAGAGUGCUGUGAUCUGGGCGCUCGCGUUUUUGAUAUGGAAUCUCGACAAUGUCUUUUGUGAUAGAAUUACGGGCUGGAAGAUUGCUUUAGGUUGGCCUAUCGCAUUCUUGUUGGAAGGUCAUUCUUGGUGGCAUUUUUUGACAGGCUUGGGGACCUACUAUCUGUUGGUUGCCCUUCAAUGUGAAAUUCUAUGCAUCCAGGAUGACCAUCGUAAUUUUGCGGUAAGGAGUCGUAACGGCCUUCCCUUCGUCAAACGUGUAGGAAGAUCCAAACCGUGA